Messenger RNA from Populus euphratica (Euphrates poplar), 1338 nucleotides. RefSeq names its product putative E3 ubiquitin-protein ligase RING1a. Gene Ontology annotation, molecular function: nucleosome binding; metal ion binding; ubiquitin-protein transferase activity. The record is from RefSeq and is a predicted model, not a curated record. NCBI's taxonomy places the organism in Eukaryota, Viridiplantae, Streptophyta, Magnoliopsida, Malpighiales, Salicaceae. Gene Ontology annotation, cellular component: nucleus; site of double-strand break. The transcript has 6 exons. Bases 42 to 1247 code for a protein of 401 amino acids. Gene Ontology annotation, biological process: double-strand break repair.
UUUCUCUGGAUUCAAAUAAAAAAACCAAGAAAGACUCCAAAAUGGUGAGUGAAGAACAAAAGGAGAGUCCUAGAGUCCGGAUGCAAUCAAACCCAGUUGACAAUAGCCAAAAUAUGGAGAAUCUUUUCAGUCCCAGAUUCAAAUCCGUGGCUGCCAUGGCUGGUUGGGACGAAGAAUCUAUCCUUUUCGCAAGCCUUAUUGUUGAAGACACGCCAGAAAGACAGUUCAGACAUAAGAAACGCUCCGAUUUGCACUUCAAGACUCCACCUUCAACCAAUACAAGAAGGAAGCGGAGGGAUCAGAAGAAGAGUCCGAUUUCAAUUCCUGUACCUAUUCUAAAUCUUGAAGAAGAGGAGGAACUUGUAAUGAAAGAAAGUGAGAAAAAGAAGACGGAGACGAGAAUUGCUGUAGAUGAAGAAAGUAAAUUAGGAGGAGACAAAUUAGCUAAAGACAACCCUGAUGCUUCUUGCUCAAACUCAGCUCUUCCUUGCAUGGAUAAACUUAGAGAAGAGCUUUCUUGUGCUAUUUGUUUGGAGAUUUGCUUUGAACCCAGUACCACUUCUUGUGGACACAGUUUCUGUAAGAAAUGUUUGCGAUCUGCUGCUGAUAAAUGUGGGAAGAAAUGCCCAAAGUGCAGGCAACUGAUAGGCAAUAGCAGAUCCUGUACGGUGAAUACAGUUCUUUGGAACACAAUACAGCUUCUGUUUCCUCAAGAAGUUGAAGCAAAGAUGGCAUCGGGCAGGAAAAACCAGAAAGAGCAUCGAAGCUCAGAAAGAAAAACCAAUAAUGAUUUAGGAAGCCGAAACGUUCGGCCUUCCAGAGCGUCAUACAGAGACACAACAAGCGUUCAGCCUUCUAGGGUGCCAAACAGGGGAGCGAUUAUCAAUAGAGGCAUGUUGCGCCAAGAUGACCCUUCUACUAGAGUGUCAAACAGAGAUGCAAGUACGAGUAGAGAUAUGUGGAACCAAGACGAGGAGGAUACUCCAUUGGUGCAAAGAUUGCGAAGAAGAGAAGCUCUUGAGCGGCUAAUAUUAAGCAGAGAAGCAACUGGGAGGAGAAGAAGAGGGAUACCAAGCCAAGAUGAGGAUACUGCAUUAGCUCUAAGGCUGCAGAGAGAAGAGUUUAUGGAAGCUUUUGGGGGAACUCAAGAGCAAUCAGGAAUCUCUCUUUCAUCAGCUAGAGCAAACUUGAGAGUCAUGGCAUCUAGAGCCGCCAUUAGCAUUCAUUCUAGAGGCCGGCCUAUAUAGUUCUUGAAUGUAGUUCCUUGACAUUUUGAUGUUUGGUUUGUAUCACCAAAUCCUUGAUAUUUUGAAUGUAGUUCCUUGACAUUUUGAUGUA